AUAAUUAGGAAAACCAAAUCACUACAGGUAAUAAGCAAACGCAGAAGAAAACACACCGCCCAAUCAGCGCCCGCCACGUGGUACACGGCGUCCAUCACGUUUUCCCCUCCCCCUAUAAAUAUGUUAACCCCCUCUAAUUCUCUCUCACUCACCACCACUACCAAAAUUCUUCUAAAUCUCAUAAUUUCAUCAAAAAAUAAUAAAUAAAUAAAUAAAUUUCUUCGUGAAAAUUAAAUCAAAUCGAAUUGAAGGAGAAAAAACAAUGGCGGACAAUACAGCAACUUUCAUCGACAUUCUCGUGGCAAUCAUUUUGCCUCCUCUUGGCGUUUUCCUCAGAUUCGGCUGCGGGAUUGAGUUCUGGAUUUGUUUGAUAUUGACGCUGUUUGGUUACGUGCCUGGAAUAAUCUACGCUGUGUACGCCAUCACCAAGUAGAGAUCUUCUCCUUGAUGAGGAUUUGAAGCAUGAUAGAAUCUUUUUUCCAGUUGGUUUUUUUUUUUUAAAGUUGUGUGGUGUUAGAGAACUUUAGACCUAGUUGUUGUCGUUUUUCUUUCGUGUUUAUUUCCUCCGUUACGGGUUUCUUUCUAGAAGGUUCUUACGAGUUCGUUCUAUUGUGGCUGUAAUGUGUUAGCAAGUGAUCUUAAUUUAUCUUAGUAUUUUCUUGAAUUCACUCAUUUCUCUAAUACUUUGGGAUUAUUAUCUUCAAUUUCAUUUUGAUUUGAA
Messenger RNA from Erythranthe guttata (spotted monkey flower), 721 nucleotides. Its product is annotated as hydrophobic protein RCI2A. Gene Ontology annotation, cellular component: membrane. NCBI's taxonomy places the organism in Eukaryota, Viridiplantae, Streptophyta, Magnoliopsida, Lamiales, Phrymaceae. The record is from RefSeq and is a predicted model, not a curated record.